UCUGUCAUACAGUUUAUUCAUUUUGUAAAUCAUUUCGACUUCAUUUCUUUUAAAAUAUGUAAUAAUAAUAAACAAACAUGAAGGAAAUGGGCAGAAUUCUUGUAUUAUACGGUAGCCAAACUUUCACAGCGCAAGAAAUCGCUGAGCGAGUAUGGAGAUCGUUAAAAUUACUGGGUUUCCGUGGGCCGGUACAACCCAUGGAUGACUAUCCCAUUUCCCGUUUGAUUCACGAAGAAUAUGCUAUAUUUGUGUGUGCUACGACUGGCCAGGGCGAUGAGCCGGAUAAUAUGAAGAAGUUUUGGAAAUUUCUACUAAGGAAAAGCCUUCCGGCUAACUCUUUAGUGCGCCUCAAAUUUGGUGUUCUUGGUUUGGGAGAUUCAUCCUACUCGAAGUUCAAUUUUGUCAGCAAGAAGCUACAAAAACGUUUAAUACAGUUAGGAGCUACGCCUCUCAUAGAUAUUGGCCUCUGUGACUACCAACAUGACCUCGGUCAUGAUGCCGUAUUACUACCAUGGCUGAAAGAAUACUUUGCAAUCAUUAAACAACACUAUCCGCACAUACAAACAGACAAAUUGGGAACCAACUUCAUUCCGCGAUGGAAAGUAUCUCUACUCAGAGACAAGAAAGAAAAUGAUGAACUUGUAGAGAAUAACACUGUAGAUAUUUAUUACGGAAAAGGGAUAAAAGAUAAUUAUUUAGAUGCGGUACUUUUUGCAGUCAACAAAAAUGAGAGGACAACAGAUGAAUCACAUUUUCAGGAUGUUAGAUUUUUGACAUUCCAAACAUUACAAGAUAGAAAAUUACAGUAUGUGCCAGGAGACAUUUUUAAUAUCAGACCGCGCAAUAGCAAAGAGGAUAUUGAUGAUCUUUUUGGUAUUUUUGAAACACACAACCUUGAUAUUAAACCACAUUACAAAUUAUUAGUUGAAGAAAGUUAUGAAGACAUGCCAGUGCCAGAUUACCUAAGGGAACCCCUAACGAUGUACGAAAUAGCGUCACAGUUCUGGGACCUCAACGCGUACCCGACGCAAUACGUCUUCUCUCUUCUAGCUUUGGUAUCCGAUGAUAAGCUAGAGAGAGACAAAUGCAUCGAGCUGAGCUCGCCUGAGGGUCAGGAAGAUUGGCUCAAUUAUUGCAGGAGGCCUAAACGGACUAUUUUAGAGGUACUACACGACUUCCACAGAUCAGCAUCAAAACUAACAAUAGAUGUGCUCUUCGAGUUAUUUUCAUCAAUAAAGCCUCGUUCCUUCUCAAUCGCCUCCAGCUGUUUGCCCAGCAGUGGCCAAGUGGACCUGCUAGUAGCCGUGGUCAAGUAUUACAGUAAGCUUAAGAAGCCAAGACUGGGCCUGACCUCGAAUUGGUUGAAAGAUUUGCAAAUUGGCGAUAAAGUUUUCGGAUGGAUCAAAAAAGGGACGUUCAAGUUUCCUGUGGAUUUGAAAAUACCACAUAUUCUAAUCGGUCCUGGUACUGGAAUUGCGCCCUUCCGCAGUUUAUUACAAGAACGAGAUUACAACAACACGUUGGACAAAAACAUUAUGCACCUUUUCUUCGGCUGUCGGUAUAAGAACAAGGAUUUCCACUGCAGAGAAGAGUUAGAGAAGUGGGAAAGAGAUGGAAAACUCUCAUUGUAUUGCGCUUUCUCUAGAGAUCAGGAGGACAAAGUAUACGUACAACACAAAAUAGUAGAAAACGCGGACCUACUAUGGCGACUCAUAAACGGCGAGAAAGCGUCUAUUUUUAUAUCUGGCAACUCCAAAAACAUGCCCGACAACGUGCGAGAGGCGUUUAUAGAUGUUUUUCUGAAGGCCGGCUUGGCUGAAGUCGAAGCUAAACAGUUGAUGAAGGAUCUAGAAGGUUCUGGCAGGUUGCAGGUGGAGACUUGGUAGUUAGCUUUCAAUUAAUUUUCCUAACAGUAGUACAAUUUAUAAGUCUGCGCAAGCGCAACCUACCGCCGAAUCAAACCGAAUGAAAACUCAAUAGAAUAACGACCUUAUUACAAGUACAUUAAACUUGAAAUCCUAAAUGUCUCGUGCUGUCUCGCUCAUAAUAGCGGACAGUUCAGUUAGCGGGUUAAAAUUGCGCGCUCUGAUUGGCUCAACCGCUCAAAUAUUUUCGAUGUAACUUCUAAGGCCCAGGUGUGAUAUGAGUUUUAAAUAACAGGUUUCUAAUGACUUGGUUAACGGUGUUGAGACAUGUUUAUUAUUUGGGAAUGUAAUUCCAGAAAUGGGUUCCUAUAGGAAACAGUGCUACAGGUACCUUAUCCAUUUCACGAGAAAAUUACAGGAAAACUUAUUUCAAUAUAGGUAGGUACAUCAAUUUCUUACGUAAAAAGGAAAAGAAUAAGUGUUCCCAAUUAUGUUAAUUUUCCAUUAAAUUUCAACCUGGCGCACGUCCUCUUUAAAUAUUCUUCCUCUCUCUCAUCUUUGCGUGUCCCCAGUUGCACCCUCCACCGCCAUACUUCGGGCCCAGGGUCCGCUUUUGACCUUUAUAUCUGCCCCUCUCUGAUAUAUAAUGCUGGCUAGUUGACAUAUCUUCUUGUUGGCGUGUCGAUAUUAUGACUGGACAUCCAGUUUACAAUGGAAGGAUAGGCAGUAGCCAGUAGCUGUACAUGGUGGAAUUGGGGUAAUAAUCGACUUGACAUCACUUUUUCUUCUGCCUACCUCUUCUAUCUGGGCCCAACGCAGAUCAAUUCAACAUUUAUGACCAGGAUAUAAAAUAUCCUAUAGUCAGAUCUUGUAUUAAAUUUAAGGAAAAUUUCAUCAAAAUUUGUUAAUCAGUUUCGAGAAUUUUUGUUCUAAUGAGUUUUGCAAUAACAAACAUACAAUUUAUUCGUUUUAUGUAAGUUAUAUUUAUUAAUAUUGAUGAAGAUAUUAUUGAUAGUACAAAGUCUUUUAAAAAUGUUUAAGAAUGACACCUAUCGGCGAAUAUAAGAACUAAGUAUUUGUUAACGGGUUAAGAUGCUAUUUUAGUAGAGAAAUUAUUAUUUUUUGGUGUAUUUUGUGUAAUUUAAAAAAAAACUGAAUUGUGAUUUUAAUUAAUAAUGAAUAUGUGCAUUUUAUAAAUGCACUAAAAGUUGUAAUCAACACAAUUUAGUGAAUAAAAUAAAACAAAGUAAUGGCUGAG
Messenger RNA from Amyelois transitella, 3123 nucleotides. RefSeq names its product NADPH-dependent diflavin oxidoreductase 1. The record is from RefSeq and is a predicted model, not a curated record. Gene Ontology annotation, molecular function: FMN binding; flavin adenine dinucleotide binding; NADPH-hemoprotein reductase activity. The transcript is spliced from 7 exons. NCBI's taxonomy places the organism in Eukaryota, Metazoa, Arthropoda, Insecta, Lepidoptera, Pyralidae. The coding region runs from base 78 to 1886 and encodes 602 amino acids. Gene Ontology annotation, cellular component: cytosol.